AUGCCCGCAUGGCUUCCUUCCAUUCCAUAUCCCCCGCCAGGCCAGCCGGGGUACUGGCAGCCCGUCACAAGCACUCUACAGUGGUGUGAAGAAGACUACUAUGCGACCUACUACUCUGCCGAGAUCAUCAACACUCUGACCAAUCUGAUGUUCAUUUACCUGGCAUACAAGGGCGUUCGGAGCUGCAGAAAACAUGGUCACGAUACUGUAUUUGAAGUGGCAUAUUUUGGGUACUUCCUUGUGGGAUUCGGAAGCUUCAUGUUCCACACCACCUUGAAAUAUCCGUGGCAACUGGUCGACGAACUCAACAUGAUCUACACGACCUGUCUCAUGGCCUUCGCGUCUCUUUCUUACUCGCAAACUAAAAAGACACAAAUCUACCUCGGCGUCUUCUUAUCGUUAUUCUGCGCCUUCAUUACUGCGUACUACCACUAUCUUCAAGAUCCGGCUUUCCACCAGAUUGUCUACGCCCUGUUGACCGUUUUCAUCGUCGUCCGCAGCGUCUACAGUAUGGAAACGAGUCUGCGGCCUUCCCUGAGGAAGUCGGAGGAAAAACACCGUCUGGAGCGAGAAAGGGCAGGCUUGCCGGUUGACAUCUCGAGAGGACAACAAGAGUAUGAGAACAAGAGAGACCUGGAAAUACUGAGGACCAUGUGGUGCCUCGUGGCGUUUGGGGUGAGCAUCUUCCUUGGCGGCUUCUACAUCUGGAAUCUGGAUAACCAGUACUGUUCCACCCUGAUCCGUUGGCGGCGGAGCAUCGGCAUGCCAUGGGGUUUCCUCCUCGAGGGACAUGGCUGGUGGCAUCUCAUGACCGGGAUUGGCGCUUAUUGCUACAUUGUGUGGGGCAUACACCUGCGACACAUUUUGAACGGAGAUCAGGAGCAUUUUCAGAUGGUCUGGCCCAGCAUUUUCACACUGCCAGAAAUCGUGCGAGUGUCAGAUCCGCCGAGGGCGAACAAGACGAGGAAGGCAAGUGGUGCUGCAAUUGCUCUCAACGGGAGUGCAAACGGAACAGCCCACAGAACCGCCAAUGGAAGUGCAAAUGGGAGUGCAAAUGGACAUAUAAAAAAGACAAAAUGA
Messenger RNA from Fonsecaea multimorphosa CBS 102226, 1080 nucleotides. RefSeq lists its product as uncharacterized. Lineage: Eukaryota; Fungi; Ascomycota; Eurotiomycetes; Chaetothyriales; Herpotrichiellaceae. The record is from RefSeq and is a predicted model, not a curated record. Gene Ontology annotation, biological process: ceramide biosynthetic process; ceramide catabolic process. The transcript is spliced from 3 exons. Gene Ontology annotation, cellular component: endoplasmic reticulum membrane. The coding region runs from base 1 to 1080 and encodes 359 amino acids.